Molecule: messenger RNA, 123 nt
Organism: Racocetra persica
Lineage: Eukaryota; Fungi; Glomeromycota; Glomeromycetes; Diversisporales; Gigasporaceae
Source: the annotation of a GenBank genome assembly
GAACAUUUGGGAGGAGAUCGGAGCGUUGAGGUGAUACAUCGUCUUGACUAUUUCCAAAACGAAAAUUUUAGACGAGGGUAUAUAAAGGAAGUGAGACGUUUUGUUAGUGUGGACCCGGUUUAG